GAUGCGUCAGAAUUAGUCAGGCAGAGAGGCAGUAUAAGUUCACUUGGUGAACACCUUACUGAACAUUUCUUCUUCUACAAUAAUCAACGCCAGUGAAAAUUGUUGCACGGACUGAACUCCUUGGUGAAAAUGAAUGCAUUCUUACUGGCACUGACUGGUUACAGCUUUAUUAUUACGUUAUCCCAUGUAUCUGGCACCUAUGUUUGGAAUGGUAGAAGAUACGUAGAGUGCAACUGUAAUCACAGGGCUAGACAAUGUGUGUGGGAUCCUAUACUGUACCAACAGUCUGGAAGUGGUACACGCUGUGUGAACUGCAUUGGCAACACUGAGGGAAUACAUUGCGAGAAAUGCAAGGAAAAUUACUACCCAACACAACGAGGGGGACAUUGUCAGCCCUGCCGAUGCAAUUCACUGGGUUCCACUGGUAGUGGCUGUGAUGAAUAUGGUCGCUGCAGGUGCAAAGCAGAAGGAGUGAUUGGAGACAAGUGUGACAAGUGCCAGCCUGGUUUUUACUCAUUGUCCAGCACUGGUUGCAAGCGCUGUACUUGCAAUAUGGCUGGUGUUACACGGAUCUGUGAUGUUGAAACGGGAGAGUGCAACUGUAAAUAUAAUGUUGAAGGGUCCAACUGUAAUCGUUGCAAGUUUGGUUAUUACAACCUUCAUCCAGAAAACCCUAUGGGCUGUUCAGCAUGUUUUUGCUUCGGGCAUUCAUCAGUCUGCAAAGUGGAGGAUGGUUACCGGGAGGAUGACAUCACCUCUACCUUUGAUUCAGAUACUGAAGGAUGGAAAGCACAGCAUCGCCGGGGUCCGGAUCUCCCUCUGAUGAGGUCAUCAUCAUCUCGUGACAUUAUUGUUCAGGCCGAAGAUGAAUACCCAGUGUACUUUGUUGCUCCAGCCAAGUUCCUCGGAAAUCAAGUGUUGAGUUAUGGGCAAAACCUCUCCUUCACCUUCUACUUGGAAAGGGAUGGUGCCUACCCAUCAGUGGAAGACCUAGUCCUGGAAGGAGCCAGUCAGACACUAAGUGUACAAGUGAAUGCGCAAAAUAACCCAAUGCCAUCCACAAACAAGCAGACAUACCAGUACAGACUCCAUGAGGGUCUGGAGUAUGGAUGGAAGCCAUUUAUAACAUCAUUUGAGUUCCAGCGGGUUCUCAGUGAUCUCAAGGCCAUCAAAAUCCGUGGUACUUACACCAGGCAGAAUCCUGGACACAUUGAUAAUGUGGUCCUGCACACAGCCCGGCCUGGCACUGGAAACCCUGCGCAAUGGGUGGAGAAGUGCAAGUGCCCAACAGGUCACGAGGGGCGAUUCUGUGAGAAAUGUGCAAGAGGUUACACAAGGGAAAGCCGUCAUCUCGGACGUUUCAGCCGGUGUGUGCCAUGCAACUGUCAAAGCUCCAGUGAGACCUGUGACCCCGAAACUGGUUCCUGUUACACCAAUGAUCAAUCAAGAACCCAUUGCCCACGUGGUUACUACCUUGAUCCUUCUGAACCAAGUGGGUGCAGGAUAUGCCCUUGCCCUGGUGGUACAGGUUGCACUGUGGCACCAGAUACAAGAGAGGUUAUAUGUGUAGGCUGUCCAGCAAAAACAAUGGGUAAACGGUGUGAAAUGUGUGAAGAAGGAUACUUUGGGAAUCCCCAAGCAGGCAGAUCCUGUCAACCUUGUGCAUGCAACAACAAUGUGGAUUCCAAUUCAGUUGGGAAAUGUGAUCAGCGGACAGGUGAAUGUCAGAACUGCCUCUACAAUACUGCAGGACAUCACUGCGAGACAUGCAAACCUGGAUUUUAUGGAAGUGCACUUGCUUCUAAUCCAUCAGAAAAGUGCAAACCAUGUAACUGUGACCCAAGAGGUUCUUGGUCCUUACAGUGCAGGAGUGAUGGGAAAUGCAAUUGCAAACCAGGAGUUUUUGGAGAUCGAUGUAACCAGUGUGCAGGAGACACUUACUACAACAGCACCACUGGCUGCGAGGUGUGCCCAAACUGUUACCUGGCAGUAAAAAAUAAGAUAUUGAAACACAGGAAUGUGGUCAGAGAUCUGGAAAUUCUCAUCUCAAAACUGACAACAAAUGAGAGGCCAGUGAAUGACAGAGACUUUGAGGCAAGACUGAAGAAAGCAUCAGAGGUCCUCCACAAAAUGAUGACCACAGCUAAAGAGACUGAAAACAAUGAUGAAAAUAAUCUUGACAAGCUGAAAAACCUCAACAAUAAGCUGGGCACUGAGACUUAUCACCUGAACAACAUUGGGAAAUCUGUUGAUGAGAUCAGAAGGUUGACUUUAACAUAUGAAGAUAGAGUCCAAAACACGGACAGGUUGCUAAGUAAUGUCAGAACAAAGAUCCAGGAAAGCAGGACAGAAAUGGACCAAAUGCCAUCAUUGCCAACAGGUCCUACUGGAGGCACUAUCCCAACUGUUCUAGCAGAUGAGGCUCGUAGACUGGCAGACGAGCAUCAGGAAGAUGCAGAGGACAUUGAGCAGUUCAGUAGAGCUGCCAACAAGUCUGCUUUUGAAGCCCUUCAAUUCAUUACACAAGCAAUCAAAGAAGAUCAGCAAACCACACAGUCCAUCAACCUACUAACUCAGCAAUCGAAACAGAAGAGUGACAUGGUAGAAGAUCUAGAAGAACAAGUAAACAGAAUAACCACAAAAGCACAAAGAGCCAGUGAGAGGGCCAAGAGGAACUACAAUGAGCUGAACAAUUUGUUUACAAUUGACAUAACAUCCCUUGAGAAUGAAGCAAACCAACUGAAGGGCAAAGAAAAUGCUAUGGAAUUUGAAUUGAACAGAAAACUUGAACUGUAUGGAACUUUGAAAAAUAACAUGAAUGAUUUACAGAGAAAUAUCACGAGAAGUUUAAAGAAAGGAGAUAUAGACCAAAGGACAGCUGCCAUGCUGCAAGCCAGAGCAAAUGCUGCUAAGUACUUGGCUGAAGAGGCCGUCAAAAAAGGAUCAUACACACUGGAGCAAGUUGAUCGGAUCAUAAACAACCUAAGAGACUUCAACACACGAGUGGUCAGCAAUAAGACAGCUGCUGAAGAUGCUCUGAAUAGAAUACCGUACAUCAAAAUGAUGAUUGACAAUGCCAACACACUGACUGACCAGGCUGAGAAUCAACUGGGAAAUGCGUUAACAAUGGCCAAAAAUGCCAAGGGAAAAGCUGAAAGGGCAGAUCGUACUGCCAAUGAUAUUCAGGAGAGGGCAAUUCAAUCACUAUCUGAUGCGGAAGCUGCAUUAAAUGAUACAAUGUUACUGGAUCAAAACAGGAUAGAUAUAAAUGGACAACUGAAACAGCUGGAGACUGACUUGGCAAAUAAACAGAGAUCUGUAAAUGAAGAUGCAUUGAUGGCAGAGACGAUUACAGACAGUGUGAGAGCAGCAACAAGGAAUACAGCAAAUGCAAAGGAUUCUGUGAACAAAAUGAUGACAUUGAUAACUGAUUUACUGCUUUCAAUGGAUAACCCAGCCAAGAUUGACACUACUAAGUUGGAACGUACAGAGAAUUCACUUGAGGUCUUUAAAAAUCAAUGGAUUAAUGAACUACAACUACACUUUCAACAGUUGACAGAUGCUGCUGCUCAGCAGCAGGACACAAUUGCUGCUUUUGACCGAGACAUUGGUGACAUCCUUGGAGAUAUUAGAAAUCUUGAGCAAAUCCGAGACACUUUACCCAAAGGAUGCUUCAACGUUGCAGCUGUUGAACGGCCCUAAUUGCUUUGCUCUAACAGGAGUUGUAUUCAUCAUGAAAGUUUCCUAUUUUCAGAAGAAAACAUCAGAAAAAUCUGAUAUUUCAUGCAAUACCACAACUAUCCAGAGACUGACAAAAAGAAAACAGUAACAACCUCUGCAAUGUUAUCAAAGAACAUUUGAUUCAGAUAUUAUCACAUUUAUCUAAGUAUUUAAUCUUUGUUGUAUACAUUACAUUGGCUAAUUUGGUGCUUACUCCCAACAACUAGUCCCUAGCCACCCUGUCUCCAACCUCCAGCACAGCUAGGCUAAAAUUAAGGAUUUUAUUUCUAAAUCAUUUUUCAGAAAUUGAAGUUGGCCAUGAACAGAGCAGAAUAUUUUUGUCUACAUUUCAAAUUCAUAGAGUCAUUCAGCAUUUCAAGUCAAAGUUUACAGUUUUAAAGUUUUCAAUAACCCAAAAAUGUAUUAAAGAGAGACGCUGCCCAGCAAUGUUGAUAGAUUUUUUUAUCAUCACCAAAAUUUUGAAUUGUUUUUGACACAAUUAUUGAUGUUGGAAAUAGUUUUAAUCCUUCAAUAGCAUUAAGUCAAUAUCUGCCACAACCAUUGUAGGAUGGGUCUUUUAGUGGCCCCUUCACAAUUUGACUGACUGUUCUGAUGGUACUGUACUUCUGUAAAUUGUUAGGGUAAGCAGUACUAAAUAGCUGACGAGUUUCCAUUCCUGGUUGCUACUAAUGUCAGUUUCUCCCUGGAUUUACAAGCCUAAAGACAUUUUGUUAUGUGAUGAACAACUAUUUCUGAAUUAGUAGAAAUCUAUUGGUUUCUAGGAAGCAGUAGCCAACUGAGAUCCUGUGCCAUUUGGAGACAAUGAGGCAAAACUAGAAAGGACUGGAAAAAUUGCAAAAAGGUACGUGAAGAGACCAUAGACCACAAGACAUAGGAGCAGAAUUAGGCCAUUCAGCCCUUCAAGUCUGUUCCACCAUUCGAUCAUGUUGAUUUAUUUUUGCCUCUCAACCCCAUUCUCCUGCCUUCUCCCUGUAACCUUUGACGCCAUUACUAAUCGAGAACCACUUUAAAUAUACCCAAUGACUUGGUCUCCCCAGCCGUCUGUGGCAAUGAAUUCUCAGACUCACCACCCUCUGGCUAAAGAAACUCCUCCUCAUCGCUGUUCUAAAGGGACAUCCUUUCAUUAUGAGGCUGUGCCUUCUAGUCCUAGACUCUCCCACUACUGGAAACAUCCUCUCCACGUCCACCCUAUCCAGGCCUUUCAAUAUUUGGUAGGUUUCAAUGAGAUUCCCCCCCCCCUCAUCCUUUUAAACUCCAGCAAGUACAGGCCCAAAGCAUCAAACACUCCUCACAUGUUAAUCCUUUCAUUCCCAGGAUCAUUCUUGUAAACCUCCUCUGGACCCUCUCCAAAGCCAGCACAUCCUUCCUUAGAUAUGGGGCCCAAAACUGCUCACAAUACUCCAAAUGUGGGGGGCAAUGUGGCUUCUGAAAUGAAUCUAGUUGACUGUUCCUCAUUGUCAACAGGAUUUGGGGAAUUUUUAAAAAUCAGGAAAAUUAUAAUAGAGACACUUAUAAAAGACAAUGCUGUGAACAUGUAAAUUUCAUCUGGUAUGUCAUCUCACGUAUCUUUGAGACCUUAAUCUUUCAGUGUUUCUGCUAGCUUUUUGUCGUCAUUUCUUCCUAAUCCAUUGCUUCUUUCCUAAGUGCAAAUGUGGCCAAAAAUAAAUGAUGAGUUUUGAUCUCUGCUCCUUGCACAGAAUGAUAUGCUGCUACAAUACUAACUCACACCUGCAUAGUGAUUAUUAUCAGAUCACACUAUCAAGGAGUUAUUCCUUAAUUGUGGUAUUGAGGUCCACCCUUUGCCUCCUAAACCAAUUAAAGUCUCUUUACUGAUAACUCAUGCAGAUUUUUGAGUUCUUAGUAAGCAAGUGUUUAAAUAUGUAUAAACGAUAUUGUCACUAUUGCUUUUUAUGGGAAAAAGAGCAUGAGUGUGGGACUAAUUGGUUAAUAGACAUCAUGUAGUGCAUCAUUGCAUUUCUAUCACCUGCCAUAGAUUCCACAAAGCACUAAAAUCACCUCUAAAUGCAAUGGGUAAUUUGAAGCCAAUUCCUUUCAGCUGUUCACAGGGAGUGAGCCAGAUGAAAUCUUGUAUGAAAGCUUUUUUUGGGGGAACUAGCUUCAUGAAUGCAACAACUUGGAUAACUGAAUUUCAACCUUAUUUUUUUCAUUUAACACCAUUAUCCAGUACAAGAACGUACAAUGUUUAGAAAGCUUUUAGUAGCAUUAACACCUUUCACAGCAGCACUUUCAAAUCUCAAACUUGCCACAGCCUUAAUCAUUGGGAACAACCCUGAUGUACUGUUAUAAAAUAUUUCUGUCUCUCGAUGGAUGUGGUGUGAAUGAAUUUAAGAAGAUCAAUAAAUGACUCUAGAAAACUGAAUGAAUGUGGAAUAACUGGAAACUGGAGUGAUUUUGACUUGCAGACUGCACCCCAAUGAAAUUGUGCAAUUCUGACAAAAAAUACUUGCAGUUUUUAUAACUGCCUUUGAGAUGUCUCAUAGUGCUUUACAAUCAAAGACUAUGUUGGCAAACAAAAGGGAAACUACUACAUGAAUCUGGAUAUUUAUACACUUGUUGCUCAGACAUCAUCUACAUGUACUUUGGUCUGGGAAGACUGUUUAUUUUGCACCAAGUACUUUUCCUGUUGUAAUCAGCUGCUUGAACAUUUCAGGCAAGCUAUUUCAAGGAUAAUGUGAUCCAUUUUAGUGAAAUUCUAGAUAUCUUUGUAUCUUUUCUUAUUUAUUUAUACAUUCACUUGGUUAUGUGAUGUUUAAUUAUAACCAUUGUUGAUUGUGAUUCUGCUGAAGAGCUGGACACUCUUCACCUGUUUCAUUCAUCUUACAGUGGUAUGGGCUAGACUUCCAAAUUUGGUUGUCUGCAAUAGAAUUUCGUUUGAAUCAGACAUUAGCUGGGUGUGCAAGGGACAGCCAAUACAAUGGCAUUGUUUGAUGGCAGUGACCAGAAACAAACUUCCACUCACAUCCUUCAACAAAAAUGUUUGGCUUAUGCCAAAACACAGCACAAUCACAUAUAUCAAAUUCACUAUCCCAAUUGGUAUGAGAAGCAUGUUACUGCACCACUUUUUUAUGAUGCCAAUCUUAUGAAUAUGGUCUUUCUUUUUAUUCACAACAGCAGUCCCUCUUUAAAUACUCGAUAAGAUUCUCAGAACAUAAUGUUAAAACACACUGGCUGUAAAAUAACACUUUCCCCUAUUUUUUUGUUAUGGAUAGGUCAUCUAUAAUAUAACCAAACACCUGUAUUUGCACUGGUGAAGUCUAACUAUGUUGUGUUUUCUGCACGAAGUUUAUAACAUUCCUUAUUUAAAUAUCUCAGUAUUAAAACUAUGCUUUGAAGACACUUUUGCCUUGAAGUAUUUGAAGUCAUUCAUUUGCAACUGACUGUUCUUCCUAUGUUUUG
Pristis pectinata (smalltooth sawfish) is the source of this 7158-nucleotide messenger RNA. RefSeq names its product laminin subunit gamma-2-like. Bases 130 to 3702 code for a protein of 1190 amino acids. NCBI's taxonomy places the organism in Eukaryota, Metazoa, Chordata, Chondrichthyes, Rhinopristiformes, Pristidae. The transcript has 23 exons. Gene Ontology annotation, molecular function: extracellular matrix structural constituent. The record is from RefSeq and is a predicted model, not a curated record.